Molecule: messenger RNA, 2929 nt
Organism: Bacillus rossius redtenbacheri
Lineage: Eukaryota; Metazoa; Arthropoda; Insecta; Phasmatodea; Bacillidae
Product: protein peste-like
Exons: 10
Coding region: 171-1715 (514 amino acids)
Cellular component (GO): cytoplasm; membrane
Molecular function (GO): scavenger receptor activity
Source: RefSeq, a predicted model, not a curated record
CGGGCAGUCGCGCCGAGCAGUGCUACUUCGCGCAGUGCAGUGCUACCACGCAGCGAGAAGUGCACGAGAGACUAGCUGCCGACACGUGAGUCCUGCUGGUAUCCGCACUCCCACAGCCCGCUAGACCUUCGUCCGUUCAUUACGUACUCGCUGGAGGAAGAGUUGACGCCAUGUGGUCCAGGAAGACUGUUCGCUCGCUGCUGCUUGUUAGUGUGGGGCUGACCCUGGCGCUGGCUGGCGGCAUCUCCAGCUUCUACUGGGCCAACAUCUUCGACUACAUCCUCACCAAGGAGCUGUACCUGUCGCCCUCCUCGACCAGCUACUCCGUGUGGAAGGACACGCCGGUGCCCAUCAGCAUCAAGUUCUACUUCUUCAACUGGACCAACCCCGAGGACCUGGAGAUUGAGGGCAGCAAGCCGCGGCUCGUUCAGAUGGGCCCCUACGUCUUCAACGAGCUCGAGGAGAAGGUGAACGUGACGUGGAAUGACAACCACACCAUCAGCUACCAGCAGCGCCGCACCUGGUUCUUCGACGCCGAGCGCUCCAACGGCUCGCUGGCCGACAACAUCACCACCCUCAACGUGGUGGCCGUGACGGCGUCGUACGUGGCGCGCGAGUGGAACUACUUCGUGCAGAAGUCCAUCUCGGUGGCCUUCUCCACCAUGCGGCAGAAGGUGCACAUCACCAAGACGGUGGGCGAGCUGCUCUUCCAGGGCUACUCCGACCCCGUCAUCGCCAUGGGCUCCAGCUUCCCGCUGCCGCCCGGGGUGCGCAUCCCCUACGACAAGUUUGGCUGGUUCUACCAGCGGAACGGAUCGACGACGUACGACGGCGUGUACAACAUGGCGACGGGGCAGGACGACAUCCGGCGCCUGGGAGACCUGCUGCAGUGGAACCACCGCAACAGGACCGACUUCUACCCCGGGUCGUGCGGCGAGGUGCGGGGGUCCGCGGGCCAGCUGUGGCCGCCCUACCGCCAGCGCAAGGACAGCGUGCACAUGUUCUCCACCGACCUGUGCAGAUCCAUCUGGUUCGACUACCUGGACGACGUGGAGGUGAGCGGGCUGAAGGCGUACCGCUACAGCGGCGGGGCAGGCAUCGUGGACAACGGCACCCUGGACUCGGCCAACGACUGCUACUGCGGCGGCCGCUGCGUGCCGUCCGGGGUGCUGAACGUGUCUAGCUGUCGCUUCGGGUCGCCCGCCUUCGUGUCGUACCCGCACUUCCACCUGGCCGACCCCUACUACCUGCGCCAGGUGGACGGCAUGCAGCCGGAGCCCGACAAGCACCGCUUCGACAUCUCCAUCGAGCCGACGACUGGCAUACCUCUGGACGUGGCGGCUCGCUUCCAGAUCAACAUCCUGCUGGAGACCAGACCAUAUGUCACAUUGUUCCGGCGAGUGCCGACCAUCUUCUUCCCGGUGAUGUGGUUCGAGCAGCGCGCCGCCAUCACGCCCGACAUGGCCUCGCAGAUGAAGCUGCUGCUGCAGCUGCCCUCCUUUGGGCUGGCAACGUCGCUCGCCCUGCUGACUGUCGGCACGGUGCUGGUGGCCGCCACGCUGCUGUGCUGCGUCUGCUCGGGGCGUCACGGCGCUGCCGGCGACCACGCGCUGGACAAGAAGUUAGCGGGAGAGGCUGUGUUCGAGGGCCACGUGAUCUCGCCGCUGCUGGGCAAGAAGGCCCGGCCGGAGGUCUCGCAGAUUGGCCGCACGUAGCGACUCCUGAAGGCGCUCAGAGGGCACCACCAUCGAUGAAACUGUUCCUGCUACGAGGGACUGCUGUCAAUUGCCUUGCAGAAUGUUCCUGCUGCCUUGUAAGCCUUCUGUUGUCCCUCCCUGCUCAUGUUCCUCGGAGUGUGUUCACACGCGACUGGUGAGCCCAAGAAGCUCGCUACUACUCUGCGUGCAGUCCGACUCUUUGGGAGCAGGUGUGAUAUAACAAGUGCUCUCUAGUACCUACCCUAACUGGGAAAACAUGUUUUUAACUCUUUUGUGUGAUUGAAACAUGUUGUACGAAUAUGUUCACAUAAAGAGGUGACUGCGAAAGACUUUACUUUUUCAUGCAACAGAUUUUUGUCAUGCGAAACAUGUUCAGGUGCCAAAUCAAUAUGUGUUCAUGAUGUCUGUAGAAGGUUGACUGAAGACGUGUAGUCCUUUUACAUUCAGUGUUAAAGUUGCUUAUUGUCUAUUUGCAUCAAUUUUAUUGUCUUUUAUGUUCAUCUACAUAUUUAACAACUUUCUGUACUGGAAUAAUUAUCUAGAAAGUUAUUUAACUUAUUUUUACUUAAUAUUUCUCAUCUGACAUUUAAAUUUUUAAAAUAAAAAACAAGCAAUUUUUUAACUUUUAAUAGUACCUAUACAUUUUUUAAAACACUAUAAGACAGUAUGUUCGAUGUGUGAUUUCAUAAAAAUGUAUUGAUCCUAAAAAAAAUUUUCUAAAUAUAUAUGUCUGGAGAAAAAUAUUCUAAAAAUUUUAAGUGUGUGUAUAUAUAUAUAUACACACACACACACACACACACACACACACACACACUUAAAAUUUUCCGCCUUAAAAAAAAAAUAUUUUUCGAGGAAAACUUUCACCUGAGGAGCAAAUAAAACAAAAACAUUUUGUUUAGUGGUAAUUCAAUUUAUAAGUAAGUAUGUACCUACGAUAGAGUGUUAUAUCAAAUGAGCGUGAGUAGAAGCUUGUGUUUUUUAACGUUUAUGUGAAAUGUAAAAAUGUUUUGUCUUUUAAUAUAAAAUGAGAUAUCGAAACCUAAGUGCCAUAUACAAUUGUAUAACAAAUAAAAUACAAAGUUUUUUGACACACUAUUUUAUGUACAGAAUGAAAAUGUUCGCCUUAAAAUUAAGAUAUGGUAAAUAUAUAUCCAAUGUACGUUUGUUAUUUUUGUAACGUUCAAAUUGAAUGUUAAAAUUAAAUAUUUUCG